Messenger RNA from Diatraea saccharalis (sugarcane borer), 5028 nucleotides. The record is from the annotation of a GenBank genome assembly. NCBI's taxonomy places the organism in Eukaryota, Metazoa, Arthropoda, Insecta, Lepidoptera, Crambidae.
AAAUUAAGUAUGGUAUCCCCAUUCCUGCCGGGUGUGUGAAACAUAGAAACUGUGUACCUAUCUGUAAAUUACCUAAAUUUAGUUGUAAACAAUGUGUUUUAUAAAUUAUGUAAACGUAUUACAAUGAGAUAUUAGCUAUCAGUGUGACUAAUGUGUUAAUAUAGGGCUUUUAUACGUAAUUUAAAUUGAUGUGAGGUUUUCGUGCUUUGUCUCCGUGUGUGACAAUAUACUCAAAAUGGCGCAUCAACUGGCACCGUCUGUAAAUUGUUCAUUAGACGACAUUGACCUCAGCGCACUAAAGGAUCCUGCUGGUAUAUUCGAACUCAUAGAAGUAGUUGGAAAUGGUACUUAUGGCCAGGUUUACAAGGGCCGGCACACAAAAACAGGCCAGCUUGCUGCUAUUAAGGUUAUGGAUGUCACACAAGAUGAAGAGGAAGAAAUAAAACUUGAAAUCAAUGUAUUAAAAAAGUAUUCAAAUCACCGUAACAUAGCCACAUACUAUGGAGCAUUUAUAAAAAAGAGUCCUCCCGGUAAAGAUGAUCAGCUGUGGUUAGUCAUGGAGUACUGUGGUGCAGGAUCAGUGACAGAUUUGGUUAAAUCAACCAAAGGGCAAUCACUAAAAGAAGAGUGGAUUUCAUAUAUUUGUAGAGAAAUAUUGAGAGGUUUAAGCUAUUUACACUCCAACAAAGUCAUCCACAGGGAUAUCAAAGGGCAAAAUGUCUUGUUAACUGAUAAUGCAGAAGUGAAACUGGUGGACUUUGGAGUGUCAGCACAACUUGAUAGGACUAUUGGACGAAGGAAUACUUUUAUUGGUACUCCUUAUUGGAUGGCUCCAGAAGUCAUAGCUUGUGAUGAAAACCCUGAUGCCACAUACGACAACCGCUCUGACCUAUGGUCACUGGGUAUCACAGCUUUGGAGAUGGCUGAAAGUCAACCCCCUCUUUGUGAUCUUCACCCAAUGAGAGCUCUAUUUCUUAUUCCGAGAAAUCCACCUCCACGUCUAAAAUCCAAAAAGUGGGCCAAGAAAUUCCACAGUUUCAUUGAAACUGUUCUUGUGAAGGAUUAUCAUCAAAGGCCAUAUACUGAACAACUUUUAAAACAUCCUUUCAUAAGAGAUCAACCUACAGAGCGGCAAGUCAGAAUACAACUUAAAGAUCACAUAGACAGAUGUAAGAAGAGAAAGCAGGAUAAUUCAGUCCGUGAAGACUACAAGUACUCUGGUUCAGAAGGCGAGGAAGAAGAGAGUGCCGUUGCUGGGGAACCAUCAUCUAUAGUACACAAUGCUCCACACCAGGGUGGUGAUACUUUACGCCGCAACUUUCAACAGAUUCAGGAAGGCCGAGCUCCUGUGGAGCCUCCACAACCGCAGCCACCGCCUAAACGCAACAGCAAACGAGAGGAACGAGAAGAAAUUCCAGAGCCUGGCCCUCCGGCGAGGCCUUCCAUUCCACAAAGACUGAUUGUAGUUCCAGACCCGCAGACACAGCAACCUAAUAGAUAUAGGCCUCUGCCGCCGACACCGAAAUCUUCAGGCUCGUCUAACAGUUCUGGUUCCAAUAACGGCACACCACCGGCCUGUGGCCCACAACCUCCACAGCGGGGGUCUCACCAUUUGUUCAAGCCAAUGGACUUGGACAAGUUGGCAGCCCAACUUAACGAGCUGGGUGUAGUAUCAGGCAAUGAACCACCAAACCGACCCCCACGAGCACCUGCCAAUGGACAAGGUCCUCCAGUUGAGAGAAAUCCACCGGAGCCGACGUUCGAUGAGUCUGACAGCGACUCUGAUUUGGAAGAUAACGGCGGCCGCGUCCGUAACGAUGGCACUCUGCUAGCCAGCGACCCUCCUAAACCACUGCCCGGUCUGAGCGCGGUGGCGGAGGACGGCGCGGGUGGUGGGGGUGGGGGCGGCACGGGGGGUGCGCCCACCCGCCCGUUACCGCCCACGCCCGAUGACGACGACGCCCACCCAGACCGCACGCUCGUCAUGAAAAGGAAAGAAAAUACCGAAAACGACAAAAGGCAGUCGGACGUAGACGAAGCUGUACUACUGAAGGACUGGGAUUUUGCGCGAUUUUUCCCGUCACGAAAUUCAGACCCUAAGGAGGGAAAGGAACCUAUUAAAGAAAACGAACAAAAGCGCGCACAAAUACAGAGUCAAUCUCGGAUCGAGUUGGAAGAUGCGUGGGCCAAUUACAAAGCAAUCGCAACUCCCCCUUCUCGUCACAAACAGUUGUUCCAGAAACCAAGUGAAAAAUCGACGCAAGAUAAGUUAUCCGAUAUAUUGAAGUACAAAAAAGAACAAGACGCAGAACUAAACUCGCCAAAUAGAUUCUUUAGAGGAUUCAGAAGAGAAAACUCCGACUUCUUUCCUUUACCAAGUACACGGCACUCCGCUAUAUACUUUCCAAAGCAUGAAAGUCAAGCAGGAGCCAGUAAACAAUUGAGAUCGAGUGGCAUUUUCAAUAACUCGCGAAAACAAAUCAUUAAAGCUCCACCUGCUGGUGAACCCAUAUUGACUGAUUUUAUAAAAAUGAAUGACAGCUUAAAGAUGUCUGCACAAGGAGAAGUGAAGAAAAAUGAUAAAAAGGCUGUUGAUAAAAAAGCUAAUAAUCCAAUAGACGCGUUGAAAAGUGUUGCUGCACUGAUAAGACAAGAUAGUGAAAAUAAUAGCCCAAGUAGGCAAAGUAGCGUGAACAGUGAUUCUCCAGCGACGAGCAUUUGCUUCACCAACAGUGCGUCCUUCGAGAAAGCAGGCACACCCGACCUCACAGCUAAUACUAUCGAAAAUCAAGGACGUAUAAACGCACCUGACUCUAACAAUAUAGUCAAGCCUCGCAGAGAAAAGACUGAAUCCGAUAUAGUAUUUCGAAGAAAUUCCCAUUACAAUCGGCACUCUGAACUUAUGUCGAGUGGGCAGGAAGCGGUACUCGCACAGGAUCAGGGUCGGUCAAGUGGAAAUGAUAGCAGUGGAGCUAGAACAAGCUCGGUGCUGCCAGACUUGCUCAGCCAAGCAGGCCAACCUACCACGCCGCCAAGACACGACAAAUCCACUAGCGAGGAGAAGCAGCGGUCGUUCCUGACGUUCGGGUUCGGUGCGGGCUCCACGGGCAGCGGCACGGGCGGCUCCGGUGGGAACGCGUCCCGUCGCGAGAGCCACGUCAAUGUCAACGUCACGCCCACCGGACAUGAUCUCAGCUCGGACACGCCCGAGAUACGGAAGUACAAGAAGAGAUUCAACUCAGAGAUUUUGUGCGCCGCUCUAUGGGGGGUCAAUCUGUUGAUUGGCACAGAAAAUGGUUUAAUGCUACUUGACCGUUCGGGACAAGGAAAAGUUUAUCAAUUGAUCUCACGACGCCGCUUCCAGCAAAUGGAAGUGUUAGAAGGACAAAAUAUUCUCGUGACAGUAUCUGGGAAAAAGAAUCGCGUCCGAGUUUAUUAUUUAAGCUGGCUCAAAUCAAAAAUUUUACGCACUGAUGGCCUGAGUGAUCAAGCAGAAAGAAGAAAUGGAUGGAUAAAUGUUGGUGAAUUACAAGGUGCAGUUCACUUUCGUAUUGUGAAAUACGAACGAAUUAAGUUCCUAGUGAUCGCGUUGAAAGAUUCCAUUGAAAUAUACGCGUGGGCGCCUAAACCAUAUCAUAAGUUCAUGGCUUUUAAAAACUUUGGAGAAUUACAACAUAGGCCUCUAUUAGUAGAUCUAACUAUAGAAGAAGGAACAAGACUGAAAGUUAUUUAUGGUUCAGCGGAUGGUUUCCAUGCUGUUGACCUGGACACUGCCACUGUCUAUGAUAUUUAUAUUCCGAAGCAUACACAGGGAGCAAUUAUUCCACAUUGUAUUGUACCUCUUCCAAACUCUAAUGGUGUGCAGUUAUUAUUAUGUUAUGACAAUGAAGGUGUAUACGUAAAUACUAAUGGACGCGUUAGUAAAAAUAUUGUGCUACAGUGGGGUGAAAUGCCUACAUCGGUUGCGUACAUUGGCACGGGACAAAUAAUGGGUUGGGGAAAUAAAGCCAUCGAAAUUCGCUCAGUGGAGAGCGGUCAUCUCGACGGUGUGUUUAUGCACAAAAAAGCACAACGACUCAAAUUUUUAUGUGAGCGCAACGACAAGGUAUUUUUCUCGUCCGCCAAAGGGGGCUCUUCCUGUCAGAUAUAUUUCAUGACACUCAACAAACCCGGAAUGGCAAAUUGGUAGGGAUUAAGAGAGGACGGCGACGAGAGCGCCCGCGAUCUGUGAUGGCACCAGGGGCCCCGACACUCGCACAUGUCCUUAUGUACAAGACAUGCCGAUAGUAUAGAGUCAAUGUUAAAAAUAAAAAUAAACAAUGUGCUUUGGCCAUUUGGAAUUCAAAGACUUGUGAUAGUGACAGAUGAUAAUUUAUGCUCAAAAGACAAUCCACGUAAUUACAAACGAGUAUUUGAGAUCCCUUUUUAUUACAAGUGUCAUUUUAUACUGAGAAUUGAUACAACCUACUAAGAAAUAUUAUUAUUAUAUUAAGCAAUAACCUCUAGAAUAAAUGUUUUGAUAUUGACAAUUAUUCAUAAGUAAGUUAAUAUUGCUAAGUUCUAUUAUUAUGUUGCAAAUGUUUAUUUCUCAAAGAAAAUGUAAUGUCAAAUCUACCUAUCAAUCGUAUAUGGCCAUAUUAUAUUGUUUAUAAAAGUUAAGCUAGUUGGUGAUGAUGAAGUGAUUGGUUACAAUUUAUUAUGUUUAUGUUUUGAACAAAGAAGAAUGCCAUUUUAACUCAUAUAAAUAAUUUUAUUAUUGACUUACAACAAUUUAGAUAUUGUAAUUUUUAUUAUUCAAUCUCUACAAGUUUAACCCACUUAUACAAAUUGGCAUUUAGUCAAGUCACUUUGUAUUAUAAAUAUAACACACACCAAACAACAAUUUCAUUAAUGGAUAAAUCCUAAAAUUUGGUACUAUUUAUUAUUUAUUGUUAUUAUGUACUAUAUUAUUUACAUGUAUAAAGAUGUAACUGUGCAUAUUGAAAAUUAUAUAUUUGAUGAUUUUUUUAUUUGAGACUACCUUAGCGU